AUGCACGCUUCUCACGGCCGGGGCUCCGCCCAGCGGGGACACUUGGCGCCGGCCGCGGGGACGCCCAGAGGAGACACCACGUAUUCUGACCCAGAAGAGUUCGCGGAGCCUUUCUACGAUCUGCAUGGCGGAUGCUACCCCGAGGCGUCCGGCUACGGAAGGCGACUGCAUGAGUACUUCGGCGACGCCUACGCCUCUCCUGGCUAUGGCCCAGAAGGCUCUCCGUUCGCGAUGCCGCCCGUCGAACUCGACGACCGCGCGAGACACGAUUUCGCGACCGAGCAGGCGCUCCUUCUGCAGAUGAUUCACAGCCAAGGCAGCGAACAGUGCUUCGCGCCGCAGUCGCGCGGGUGCUUUCCCCCCGGGCAAGGGGACUCUCCUCGCGCCGCCAAAGAUCUCCACGUCCCCUCAGUCUCCACCUGCGCGGCCUCUGCGCGGUCUUCCCCUCCGCCGUCUGGCAAGCAGCGCUGCGACCCAGACGCCGUGCGUGCGCCCCACGAGGCGCCGCACCCUGCAAGUUCGCAUGCAGCCUCUGUCCACAGCUCCGGCCACGCGCUGCGCGGGUUCCGGGGCGGCAAUGUCGAGCGCGAGGCCACCGUCGCAACGCCGCGGGAAGUCGCUGCGUCGCGUGGGUUCGUGGGCGACUCAGAGCGCGCGGCGUUCUACUUUGCGCGCGCGACGGAUGCGCAGCCCGAAUCGACCGACGCGUUCGUCUCCUUCGAGGCGACCUACGGCCGGCGGGGCCUCGAGUCGCCGUCGCGGGAGGCCUUUCGCGACGGCCGCGGACGCCCCAGCUCGCCCAGAGAGAAGCGAGAAGCCGCCGGAGAAGAGGGCCUCGGCGCUCCCAGUGGAGAUCGCAGCGGAGAUCGCAGUGGAGAUUGCAGUGGAGAUUGCAGUGGAGAUCGCAGUGGAGAUCGCAGUGGAGAUCGCAGUGGAGAUCGCAGCGGAGAUCGCAGUGGAGAUCGCAGUGGAGAUUGCAGUGGAGAUCGCAGUGGAGAUCGCAGUGGAGGUCGCAGUGGAGAUCGCAGUGAAUCUGGUCGACUGCCUUUGUCUCCUCAAGGAAGACAGGCAGAACCGUGUUUACCGUGGAGCCGAGAUGCGCCUGCUGGCAGUGGAUCCGCAGGCGCGGGAGCAACCCGCGAAUGGCUGCGGCCGGACCUGGAGCCUCGCCAGCCCGUGAACAGUCCGACUGCGCUGCAGGCGGCCUCGCAGGUGAGCUUCGACGGGGAGAAGGCCGCGCUCGGGACGCCGUCCACUCCCGGCAGCGGCGCUUCAGCAGAUCCUGCGGCGCGGGCGCCGGCUUCUCACGGCUCCGCUAGCUCCAGCGUGGCGGAGGCGCACGCGCCAAGGCGCGACAAGCGAGACAGCCGCGCGCGUCCGGCGGGGCUGUUGCGCGGCGAGAAGGCGCACGGCACUGGGGCCUCGGAGGCUCGACCCGCGCGCGGCGGGGUGUCCUGGGCCGUGCCCCAGGCGCGGAAGUUUGAGGACGACGAAAGUCACAGCGCGGAGAGCGGGACCGGAAACGAGCAGGACGGGGAGCCGCGAGAAGACGAUGAUCUGGUGUAUCUUCAGAACAUGGCCUCGGUGGCCACGCGGAUGGCGUUGCCGAAGAACAAGCGGCUGUCGCCGGACGAUUUCCAGCUGUUGCGCGUCAUUGGGAAAGGAUCUUACGGGAAAGUGAUGCUCGUCCAGUUCCACCAAGACGGCGGCGUGUACGCGAUGAAGAUGCUCCGGAAAGAAGCCGUCGUGCGGCGGAACCAAGUCGAACACACGCGCACGGAACGGGACGUCCUCGCGUGGGUGUCCCACCCUUUCAUUGUCCAGAUGCACUACGCGUUUCAAACCCGAAAAAAACUUUACUUUGUCCUCGAAUACUGCCCUGGCGGCGAGUUGUUCUUCCACCUCUCCCGUGCGGGCCGGUUCAAGGAGUACGCGGCGUGUUUUUACGCGGCGGAAGUGCUCCUGGCGCUCGAGCACCUGCACAAGUACAACGUGGUGUAUCGCGACCUGAAGCCCGAGAACGUCUUGCUCGACGAGCACGGCCACGUGCGCCUCACCGACUUUGGCUUAUCGAAGGAAGGCGUCGAAGACAACUGCAGCGCCCGCUCGCUCUGCGGAACGCCCGAGUACCUCGCUCCGGAAAUCCUGAACCAGCAGGGACACGGCAAGGCGGUCGACUGGUGGAGCCUCGGCGCGCUCAUCUACGAAAUGCUCACGGGACUGCCCCCGUUCUACACUGGCGACCGGGAGCGCCUCUUCGAGAACAUCCGCAGCUCCGAGCUCCAGUACCCGUCGUACAUGUCGCGGACGGCGGUCCACCUGCUGCGCGGCCUUUUCCAGCGCGACCCGAACCAAAGGCUGGGCGGCGGCCCCGGCGAUGCAGAAGAGAUCAAGAGAGGGCCUGAGCUGCGCAUCUGGUGCGGUCUGUAUGCUUGGCGACUCUCGCGGGUUCCCUUUCUUGCCUGCAUGCACAUGGAGCGCCUGUACAUGCCUGGAAUCCUCGACAGGCGCGCGGCGGUCCAAAGAGCGGCCCCCGCGCGUUCAGCGGCUCCGCUCUUCGGUGUAUCCUUCCUGGUUCUGCGUCGUGUCUCGCGCGUCAAAGGCGCUCCCCACGGGGCUCUGGCCGCUCGGUUUUGUGCGUGCGCUCAGCGUCACCCGUUUUUCGGCCGCAUCGACUGGGAGGCGCUGCAGGCGAAGCGCAUGCGGCCGCCGUUCCGACCGCGGCUGCAGUCCCCGACAGACGUCCAGUACUUCGACAACGAAUUCGUCAAGUUGCCGGUGAUCAACUCAGAAGUGCACGAAUCCCCGAUCGGCGUGGCUGCGGGCGAGCCGCACGCGGGAACGCCCGGCGCGUUCUGGGGCAGAGCGGGCGUCGUUACCAGCAGCGUUGUCCAGCACGCGGCGUCUGCGUACCCAGCGGAAGGUGUGAAGCCUUCAAAGACUGGCCACGGCGCAGCUUCGUGCGCGGCGGGAGUCGCUUCCGCCCCGGCUUUGCCCGGCACAGUGUCACCCACUGCCCAGCCCGCACCGGGCCUCGUCGGCCAGGCGCGAGGAACCCCGCGGGGCUGUGCGAAAGACGCUCUGGGGUCGGAGGGACGCGAGUUCGCUGCUGCGGGCGCGGCUCUCGGAGGCGAUCGGUCCGACGCCCUGCGGGAUGGGCCGAGACCGGCCUUGUGGGAGGCGUUGCCAGCGCCGUUCGCGACGGGCGCAGCCAACUCUGUGCCUCCGGAAGCGACGAAGGCGGAGGCGCCGCGACCUGCGGACCAGUACAGCUCCGCGGCGUACGGGCAAGCGAUGCAUGCCAACAUAUUCGUUCCGGCCCCUGCAGACGACGAGAGCGACGACUCGAUGUUUGAAGGUUUCACCUACGACGAACGCGACGCGAGCGCCCUGGGCGAAGCGGCUGCGGCUACUUCUUGGUAA
This is a messenger RNA of Neospora caninum, 3423 nucleotides long. Its product is annotated as ribosomal protein S6 kinase alpha-6, related. The record is from RefSeq and is a predicted model, not a curated record. The coding region runs from base 1 to 3423 and encodes 1140 amino acids. Gene Ontology annotation, molecular function: protein serine/threonine kinase activity; ATP binding. The transcript has 6 exons. Lineage: Eukaryota; Apicomplexa; Conoidasida; Eucoccidiorida; Sarcocystidae. Gene Ontology annotation, biological process: protein phosphorylation.